Molecule: messenger RNA, 1771 nt
Organism: Phymastichus coffea
Lineage: Eukaryota; Metazoa; Arthropoda; Insecta; Hymenoptera; Eulophidae
Gene: Rpp30
Product: ribonuclease P protein subunit p30
Exons: 7
Coding region: 200-1036 (278 amino acids)
Biological process (GO): tRNA processing
Cellular component (GO): nucleolar ribonuclease P complex
Molecular function (GO): RNA binding
Source: RefSeq, a predicted model, not a curated record
CAGGCUAAAUGUACAGUGUAGCUGGAAUAAUAUUGAAAAAGCGUAUCAAUAAUCAAUUAUGAUAGUUGAUUACUUAUUGUGAAUAUAAGCAUGAUCGUUAAAUAUACAAUAGGAAAAUAAAAGAACGAUACAGUACAUUAUUUACUAUGUAAUUCUAUUUCUAUUGAAAAUUAAUUUUUGUAGGUUAUGUUUUUAAUCUAUGAAAAUGCAAUUUGGAUUUAGUGAUUUGUGUAUUAAUUUACCAGAAAAUAAGAGUGAGUUACAAGAAAUAUUGUUUAAACUUCAUAAAGUUGGCUACAGGAAUGUGGUAAUAAAUCAAAAUGUGGAUGAAUCAGUGUUUGAAAAUGAAAAGAAGAAGAAAAAAAAAGCUGGAACAGUUAAUACUUGUCCAUACUGUAUACCAAAACCAUUCAAUAUACAAGAUUUAGAAAUGGAAUUCACAGGAAAAUUAAAUAUAUUUAAUAGAAUAACUUUCACUUUCUCAGAUCCUCUGAAAACCCAUUCUAUUAAUCAACUAGCAAUGAUGAAAAAUUACGAUUUGUAUGCUGUUAUACCAAAGACACAAAAUGCAUUUCAAUUUGCUUGUGCCCAACUGAAUGUAGAUGUAAUAUUCAUAAAUUCAACAUGUAAAGGGUUGAAGUUGAGUAGAAAAUUAUAUUUACAAGCAGUGGAACGAGGAAUCCAUUUUGAAAUUCAAUACUCUGAUGUCAUUAAUUUAUCUACAAGAAAAUUGGCUAUUCAUUACUCUCAUCUAUUUUAUACUUUUGGUAAAAGUAAGAAUGUAGUAUUAUCAAGUGGAGCCAACAGUGACUCUUUGAUACGAAAUCCAUAUGACAUUAUCAAUUUAGCUAGACUUUUAGGAUUGAAUGAAACAAAUGCAAAAAAUGCUCUAGGAUCUAAUACUAUAUCAGCUCUUUUGAAAGGAGAAGGUAGACGGAGUGGAAAGUCAUUUUUUAAAAUACAUCGUACUGAAAAAGUGGAUGAUGAUGUAGAUUUAUCAAAUAUUCCAUCAAAAAAGAUUAAACUAUGUGAUUAGCAUUAUAAACAAUUUUAUAAUUUGAUUAAGAUCAUUUUUUUCCUUAAAAGAGUCAAGUUAAUUAUAAAAAGUCAAUUUUUUUUCUAUCCUUUUUAUUUAAAAAUUUAGAAACAAUAUGAAUUAACACAAUCCCAAUUUCUCGAAUUCAGCAAUUAUGCACAUGUAAUUCCUGCACAAGUCCAAAUUUGAAGUGAAAUUUCAAAACUUGGUUGGAAAACGAUUUAAUAAAUAAAAAUAUGAUUUACUUGUUUAAAAUACUUUCUGAAAUAAAUGUAUUAAAUAAUUAAUUCCGAUGUAUAUAUAUAUAUAUAUAUGUAUACACACAAACAUCCACUAUAUAUACACACAUCAGAAACACUGUAAACUAAUAAAUCUCGCAAGCAUUAAUAAAGCGCUUUUAACGAUUUUAAUUAUUAAACGAAGUUGAAUUCACGCUUUAUCUGCGCUCACCUGUAAUUUAAAAUUUGAACUCUAGACAGUCGUAAGAUACCAUUCAAAUUUAGUUUUCUCGAGAUACUGUAUAAAAUAAUUCAAACAUUGAUUAGUUUAUUUUAAUUGCAACAAUUUUAUUGAGUAUCAUUUGUUACUAUAAGUCAGUUAAUUAGUACAAGUAAUCCCUUAAAAACCAAAAAACAAAAGAAGCUAUAAAUGCAAGGUGCACUACUCAAAUUUGAAUCUGGCAGAACGAUUGUAAAAAAAAAUUUAAAAUAUUAUAAACAAGUUAAUCGUUAGUUA